GUAACAGUUUUUACAAAUACACAUUCGCAAAGGAAUCUGAUCGGGAUUAUGAUGAUAAAGUAGAACAAUAAACCGAUUUUGUGUGUGGCGCAUAGGAGAAAGCGACUGUGUUUUACAGCUGCGUUGGUGGUUUACAGUCGUGUCUGAGGUUUUGGAAACAUGUCCAAGAAAAGGGGCAGAUUUGUUCUUGCAAUGCCACAACAAAUUACAGGGAUGCAAACUCCUGAGGGGCGAAAAAGGAAGCGUAGCAGCGGCGAGCUCAGCGACAGUCUCACUCCGGAUCCCAACAACCUGCUCGGCCGACGGAUCCAACACAGCUGGCGGGAGAAGGGUGCACUUACCAAAUGGAAGGGAACAGUACUGGACCGGCUCACGGUCAACUCAUCCUUAUACAUGGUCAAAUACGACGGCUUUGAUUGUGUCUACGGAAUCGAGCUCUUUAAGGAUGAGAGAGUUUCCAACCUGCAGGUCCUCACAGAAAAAGUGGUGAACAACAAGAUCAAGGUUCCUCAUGACGCAGAGGAGCUGGUGGGGAAAGCUGUAGAACAUCUGUUUGAGAAGGAAGACGGUGAGAAGAACGAGUGGAGGGGGAUGGUGCUGUCUCGCGCACCCAUUAUGACCAACUGGUACUACAUCACCUAUGAGAAAGACCCUGUUCUGUACAUGUACCAGCUCUGGGACGACUACAAAGAUGGAGACCUGCGGAUUUUACCUGAAGCAGAAAAUAAACACCUGCUGCCAGCAGACAGGAAGCCCGGAGAGGAGACAGAGAGUCUUGUGGGUAAGCAGGUGGAGUACGUGACGGAUAAAGGCGUGAAGAGAACCGGCCUCGUCAUCUAUCAAGUUCCCGCCAAGCCAUCUGUGUACUACAUCAAAUACGACGACGAUUUCCACAUCCACGUUUACGACCUGGUUAAGACGACCUAAAACAAACAGACAAAGCGAAGAAAACUAAAACAAACCCGCUUUCGUCUCACCUCGUAGUAGCUUAAGUAUCAUCGCAUUGUACCUUCUCAUUGUACAGUUCGCCAUGCUAUGAAGUGCUGGCCGCGGAGGUAUGAAGCGUUAGUGUGCAGGGUUUGUUAUUUUGUGUGGUUGUCCAAAUUGACAGCGUAGGAAGACGAUUUUUUAAAUUGUCAUAUCAAAACCAUGUAUUUAUAUGUGUGCAUUGGGCAUCAUUCAGUGAUUUCACAUGUUUAUUAGCCCAUAUAACAGGAUGUCUUUCACCUCGAAAGUAGCUUUGAUUCAGCUGUAAGCCCCGGGACAGGUCAAUCUCAUAUGAGUUUUGAGAUUUGUAUUUGAAUGUUCAGCCUCGUAAGACUGGCGAGGAUUUUCCUUCAUUUAAACUGUAAAUAGCUGCAGACGUCACGUGCAAGAAACAGGAAGGCGUUCUUUAACUGACACCACAGAGACUUAUUUAUUCAAUCAAUAAGCUUCGAAAACAAAUGUUUGCACCCAGGAAACCUUUAAAACCUUUGAGUUGGGCAUCAUUUCAUGCAUAUUGUGUUUCACUGAAUUCUGUCGCAGUUCUUUUCCUCAAACCAAAUCCGAACAGACCUGCAACUUGACAAAUGUUUGCGCUUUCCACUACAUUUAGUAGGUGGCUUUUGAUUUAAAAAAAAAAAAAAAUAAAUAAAAAAUGUCAAUUUUGUAAGGGUGCCAUGCUAAGACUCAAACUCAACAAAAGUAGCAUGUAGCAGGUAAAAUUUACUUUUAACAUGUUUUUGGCAUUUUAAUAACGAUUCACCUCAUUAAAAACAAGAAUAACAGUGUGACAAGGUCGAAUGCAACAUCACGCCCCAUCUGUAGCAUUGCUAACGUGCUCUACGGAGAGGGUUGUUUGUGUUUCUAAUGUGAAAUCAUCCGUGUUUUAUUGAACAUUAGCUUAGUCUUUGAAUAAAAGAAGAACACUUAUUCCUAAACACACAACUACAUUUGUGAUUUUCAACGUCAUGCGUAUAGAAAACUCGAGCAACUGUUCAUAGUUUGAAGUAUAUGUUUUCUUUUCUGUGAUGAUUUGUUUUUACUAUUGUAAAUGUCAAUAUAUAUAUAUAUAUAUACAGUAAGAGUUGAUCAUUACAUCUCUUUAUCCAUAAAAAAACUGAUUUGAAACCAACUUAUGUUGCCAGUCCUCUGACCUCUAUUUGAUAAAGUCUGAUUUGUGACUUGCAAAGUUUAAAAGACCUCAAUAUAGUCAAAUCUGAAUCAGAAACCAACAGGGUGGAAACUGUUAGACUGCUAAAAAAAACAUGAUCAAAUCAACUCCUCCCAUUGCCUUACUGUGAAUUAAAGGCAUAUCAUAAAUGAUGACAUGCCCAUGUUUAUCAGAUUUGAUGUGUAUGAUAUUAAAGCUCUUGUGAUGGCACCUUAUAUUAUUUCUAUGGAAGCCCUGAACCGCAAGGUGAAAACAAAAAAAAAAUUGAACACAAAAAUAGUCUUGUUUUUUUUCAAACAGUGAAAAAAAAUUUUUUUUUGGGACAUUUGUUUUUUUUGGAUGUGAAAAAAAAUAAAUUUUAAGAGAGGAAAAAAAAAAUUUGAGAGAAAAAAUUUUACAUUUUAAGAGAGAAAUUUUUUUUAAGACAGGCUCAGAAACGAACUGAGACACCAUUUAUUAAAAACAUUUUCACAGUUUUUUUCAUCACCUUGCGGUUCAGGGCUUCCAUAUAUUUCAGCAGAUCUGAGUAAUGAGGAGCGAUUUUCUUAUUUCUUGUCAAGUAAAAGACAAGUUUCCCCUUGUGCAUACAUGUCAGUUUCACUCACAGUUUUGACAUCAUGCACCAGCUUUUAAACAGGAUAAAAAUGAACAAUGAAAUGUCUUUGGUGACACUCUUUUCCCUCUAUUUUGCUUCACAUUUUGUCUAAGCAUGUCAUAAUUGGCCUCCUAUUCAUGUAGCUGAUCAGGACUUUUUUUGCUUGUCGCAUUCGCACUUUAUUCUUAUGCUGACAAGUGCAGCUCUGAUACUGCUCGGAGUCAAUUAAAAACAUUGCUCUUUUCUUUGCAACUGAAAUUAACCUUCACACAAAGUAUGUUGUCUUACCUGAUUGGCAUCACCAAAAGGUACAAGAACGGUUGCUUGACUGCUUCAAAACUUCGUUUAGUCUAAAAUGAUUUUAUACUUUUCUUUGACCAGAUUUUAAUGUUUCAUAUGAUCGGUUAUAAUCAAAUCAAAAUUACCACCACUUGCAAAAGACCUGCUCAUAAACGGGAGUGACUAUGUACAUUUUAAGGAUUGCAUUAUCAAUUGAUGCCACUUUUUAUCUUUGCAUGCGGUUAAAAUGUCCCAGACUUCAUUACAUUAGCAGAAGCGGUUUAUUGUAUGGUUUUGUUGUAGGUAGAUAUUCAAGAAGUCAUUUUAAAGAACACGGCUCGUUUAAAGGAAGAUCCACACAAAAAUGAUUCAAUCAUUUAUUAACCCUCAUGUCAUUCUAAACCUGUAUCAUUUUCAUUCUCCCAUGGAAAACAAAAGUAGCUGUUUUGCAGAAUGUUGGCGCCGCUCUUCUUUUUGGCAGGUCUCUGUAUAUUCUCUAUUUCAACGAAAAGAUUUGAUGAUUUCAGGCUGUUGAGAUGUUCAAGGUUUCCUGAUUCUCAACAGGCUUCCGCAGUUUUCUUCUAUCUGUGAACGAGUAAUUCUGUCUCUGGCUUCUUUGUAGAUGUGUUUUAUCGUGCGAUCAGCGAGCUUCUGCCGACUCCUCUGGUUCUCCUAUUUAAUCUGUUCUUUUGCUGCUUUUUACCAAAGUUACAUUUCAGUAGGUGAUAUUGAGGACUGUCAAACUGUUAAUCCUUUCUGUUUGUGUAAUGAUGUUAUCAUAAAUAAAAGAGAUAUUUUUU
Molecule: messenger RNA, 3829 nt
Organism: Xyrauchen texanus (razorback sucker)
Lineage: Eukaryota; Metazoa; Chordata; Actinopteri; Cypriniformes; Catostomidae
Product: spindlin-W-like
Exons: 6
Coding region: 160-927 (255 amino acids)
Biological process (GO): gamete generation
Source: RefSeq, a predicted model, not a curated record